Xyrauchen texanus (razorback sucker) is the source of this 1075-nucleotide messenger RNA. It is a transcript of the gene gca, whose product is annotated as grancalcin. Gene Ontology annotation, molecular function: calcium ion binding. Lineage: Eukaryota; Metazoa; Chordata; Actinopteri; Cypriniformes; Catostomidae. The transcript is spliced from 8 exons. Bases 116 to 751 code for a protein of 211 amino acids. The record is from RefSeq and is a predicted model, not a curated record.
AUCCAAUCGCUUCCGGUCACAGUGAACGUAAGGAAGUGCUCUUCACUUCCCGCAAACUUUCUUCAUAAGAUACGUUUUAAGUCGGUUCUAGUCUUUAUACCUGCUGUCAAAAAGUAUGGCGUACCCAGGAUAUAACAAUUAUGGUGGUGCAAUGCCAGUGCAAGGAGCCCCAGCAGGAGUUCCUCCUGCAGGUGGUUACCCAGCACACCAAUAUGGGUACCCAGGGGCUUUUCCUGGCCAACAUGCCCAAGACCCAAUGUGGGGAUAUUUUACAGCCAUAGCUGGCCAGGAUGGUGAGAUUGAUGCUGAAGAACUCCAAAGAUGCCUAACCCAGACUGGAAUCAGUGGUUCCUACACUCCCUUCAGUUUGGAAACUUGCAGGAUUAUGAUCGCCAUGCUAGAUAGAGAUUUCACAGGAAAGUUGGGUUUCAAUGAGUUUAAAGAACUGUUUGCGGUGCUAAAUGGCUGGAAGCAGAACUUCUUGAUGGUGGAUAGGGACUGCAGUGGAACGGUGGAACCACAUGAGAUGUCCCAGUGUAUUGCAAACAUGGGGUAUAGAAUCAGCCCUCAGGCACUGAACGCCAUCAUCAAACGCUACAGCAAGUCAGGCAAGAUCUACUUUGAUGACUAUGUGGCGUGUUGUGUGAAGCUAAGAGCAUUUACAGACAAUUUUAGGAGGAGAGACACAAUGCAGCAGGGAAUGGUGAACUUCCAGUAUGAUGACUUCAUCUUGUGUACUAUGUCUCUCUGAGGGAGUUUAAUCACAAGCAUGCACUCCAAGAUGAACACUGAAUGACUGAAAGUCCAGAAAGAAAUAUAUAUAGUCUUUAUAUAUAAGGGGAAAUGGGCAUUUCAAAUCCAAUUGCUAAUGCAUAUUAUUUGCCAGUAAAAUGUGUAAUAUGGUAUGUGAACAUAGGAGCAAAUCAUAUAUUGCUCAAAACAUAUAAUAUUUGUGCCAAAGCAAACCAUGGUUGUUUUUAAAGGAUCUUUUUCAUACUAAUUGUGUAAAGUUUUAACUGUAUGAAGUUGAAACUAAAUAUAACCACGUAUAUAUUUGCCAAUAAAUGUUAUAUAU